AUGUCGGCCUUGGCGCAUCCCGACUGCACCGGAGAAUCUGGUGGGGAGUCCAGCCUCGCAGCCUUCCUCUCCUGGUGCCGGGAGCGCGGGGUCGAGCACGAUGGCGUGCGGGUGGAGGCGCGCCCAGCGCGUGGCCGCUGCCUCUUCGCGCGGUCCGCCUGCGCGGCCGGGGACGUGCUGCUCCGGGUGCCAGCCGCGGCGAUCGUGGCGGCGGGGCCGCGCGGCGACCACUCGGCCUCGCACUGGAUGCUCUCGCUGGUGUUCCGCCUACUCGAGGAGGACGCCUCUGGUCCAGAGUCCACGUUCGCGCCCUUCGUGCAGAUGCUCUUCGAGACCAUGGUUCAGCGGAGCUUGAGGCCUGGACAGCACUGCCAGGGGCCGCUGGACGCUUGGCGCGCCAGUGGUCGGCGUCCCGCCAAGGAAUUGUCCAAGAGCUCUGCCGGGGAUCCUCGCGGGGCUCAGAGCGCGCGGCGCAAGCCCUCCACGUGGUCGACACCCGCGCGCUGCUGGCCACCAAGUUGA
Messenger RNA from Prorocentrum cordatum, 522 nucleotides. NCBI's taxonomy places the organism in Eukaryota, Dinophyceae, Prorocentrales, Prorocentraceae. The record is from the annotation of a GenBank genome assembly.